AUGCUCCAUAAUAAGUGUCGCUCAUUCCAACUAUAUCCCGGUCACCCUCAGACGAAGUCGCGGUCAUCUUCCAUAAAAGGUCCAUGGUGCUAUAUUCGGGUAACAAAGAAGGAAUUCGGGUCCAAAGAAUGCUUUAAACCCUGUAAAGGACAACCACGUGAAGAGAGAACUGAUGCCGGAAAGUCGCAGUAUGGUGAGAGGCAGGUGCAGAUGAACUACAACGACAUGUUGAUCGAAAACAUUCAAAAAUUCUACAAGUCUUACACAUGGGGAGACACCAGUUAUUAUCGCUGGGUAGGG
This is a messenger RNA of Ostertagia ostertagi, 300 nucleotides long. The record is from the annotation of a GenBank genome assembly. Lineage: Eukaryota; Metazoa; Nematoda; Chromadorea; Rhabditida; Trichostrongylidae.